Molecule: messenger RNA, 1866 nt
Organism: Parasteatoda tepidariorum (common house spider)
Lineage: Eukaryota; Metazoa; Arthropoda; Arachnida; Araneae; Theridiidae
Gene: Trm1
Product: tRNA methyltransferase 1
Biological process (GO): tRNA N2-guanine methylation
Cellular component (GO): nucleus
Molecular function (GO): RNA binding; tRNA (guanine) methyltransferase activity
Source: RefSeq, a predicted model, not a curated record
AUGUAACAAGCUACAAACUAAAAAAUAUUACUCAGUUAAAAUCAAGAAUUAGCUCCUAUGAUCAAUUUCACAAUCAAUAUAUCAAUCGAAUUGUAAAUAAAGAGAAGGCAAGUUCAUCGUGUUUAUGUUUUCACGAAUUUUGCGUGCCUAUUUUAGAAAGUAUAAAAAUAUUCGUCGUCAACAAAUCAUGAACUCAUGUAGUGAAGAACAUUUAUCAACCGAUGAAUCGCUUGAAAAAUUAAUUUAUAUUGACAAAACACCUUACACUGUGGUUGCUGAAGGCCAAGCUGAAGUUCUUUUUCCGAGUUCUCAUGAUGUUUUUUACAAUCCAGUUCAAGAGUUUAAUAGAGAUUUAAGCAUUGCAAUUUUAAAACAGUUCUCGUGUGAUGGCAGUUAUGUCAAAGAAGAUAGGAUUAAAUCUAGAAAGUUCACCGGAGAUGUGGAGUGUCCAAAACUUAAAGUAUUAGAAGCUUUAGCAGCUUCUGGGUUGAGAUCCAUACGCUUUGCCAAAGAAGUGCCAAAUUUAGAGCAAAUUAUUGCUAAUGAUCGAGAUAGGCAGGCCUUUGCUAGCAUUGAAAGAAAUAUCAAACACAAUCAUGUUGAAGAUAUUGUUCAAUCAAUUAAUGAAGAUGCAUCUUUGCUAAUGUACAAAAAUCGUCAUGUGAAGGACAGAUUUGAUGUGGUGGACUUGGAUCCAUAUGGAACAGCUUCUCCAUUCUUAGAUGCUGCUGUUCAGUGCACUAGCGAUGGAGGUCUUUUAAUGAUAACCUGUACUGAUAUGGCAAUAUUAUGUGGUAAUGGUAUAGAAGCUUGUCAUGCAAAGUAUGGAGCAGUAUCUGCUAAGAUUGGUAGCUGCCAUGAAAUGGCACUCCGUAUAGUCCUGCAGGCUAUUGAAUCACAUGCAAACAGAUAUGGAAGGUAUAUCGAACCAAUCUUAUCUCUCAGUGUAGAUUUUUAUGUCAGAUUGUUUGUUCGGAUAUUCACUAGCCCGAUUGCUGUAAAAAAUAGUGUUUGCAAGCUUUCUAUGGUUUAUAUUUGCAAUGGAUGUGAAUCAUACUAUUUACAACCACUUGGAAAAAAAUUAAAAACUGAGAAAGGUCAAAAGUAUUCACCUGGUACUGGUCCUCCUGUUGACUCAAAAUGUAUGAAUUGUGGUCAUUCGUUUAAGGUUUGUGGUCCUAUUUGGUCUAAAAAUCUGCAUAACAAAGAUUUUAUUGAAAAAACUGUGGAGACUGUUAAGGAAGAAGCUGAGCUUUACAAAACAUCCAAGCGCAUGUUAGGAGUUUUGAAUGUUAUAUUAGAGGAAUUGGAUGACUGUCCACUUUUCCAUAGAAUAGAACGCUUAUCGAGUGUCUUGCAUGUGAUAUCUCCUACAAAUAUUCAGAUGAGAUCUGCUAUUCUUCAUGCUGGUUACAAAGUUUCAAUAUCCCAUUGUUCACCAACUUCAAUAAAAACAAAUGCUCCUCAAGAAGUAAUAUGGGAUAUCUUCAAAUCCUGGGCAAAAUUACAUCCUGGCAAAAAAACAUUUGAGCUGGAACCAUCAAAAACAAUAAUGGCUAAUGAUUCAAAAACCCAAGUUUCAUUUGAAACUCAUCCAGAUGCUGAUCCUGAAUCUCGAAGCAAUCAUCUUCUCCGAUUCCAAAUUAACCCCACUCCUAACUGGGGCCCAAAAUGCAGAGCAACUACCAGUCUUUUUAAAAGUAAAGAAAAAGAAAAGCAGCUUAAAUCUCAAAACAAGCGUCAGAAGAAGUUAGAAGAGUCUCUAGUCAGCAAAAAGAUGAAAAAUGAAGAUUCAGAAGAGAACUCUUGUAAUUCUAAUUGUAACAGUUGAAAUUUCUUUUGUGAAUAAAUUUUAUUUUAAUAUAA